This is a messenger RNA of Gryllus bimaculatus (two-spotted cricket), 4116 nucleotides long. NCBI's taxonomy places the organism in Eukaryota, Metazoa, Arthropoda, Insecta, Orthoptera, Gryllidae. The record is from the annotation of a GenBank genome assembly.
AAAGACGAAGUGAGAAGACAACGAAAAUACGGAAAGGGAAGUGGAACGCGAAAGCAUUGCACAAGAAGUCCUCGAUGCAACCAAAUAUACAGAACUAAGGCUGACGAACGCCAAUGCCAUUUCUGCUUGGUUUUGCUUAACUUCCCGAGAGCUCGAAACGAAAGCGGGAUUGGACACGCUCAAGAACACGAGAGGAAAUCUCUUUCACACACUCUCACAAAACUAAAAGUUCGCUAUGGCAGGAGCAUUUCACGGUCGCUCUGACGUCACGCACAUAAACAUACACAGCUGGUUGAGGCACUAGCCGCCAGCAGAUUGAAUGCAGAGUCGAAGGCGCUAAAAUUCUCCGUGGAACACACACUUGUUAUUGUUUAGUUAUUUCUGCUAACUGCAGUUCUAAGCAAAAAUGGGAGACAAUGCUGAAUCCCACAAUUCUGAUGAUCAGAGAGAAGAAGCUGCAGGUGGCACAUCAAGACAGCGUAACUUUAGUGAGAGUUCAGUGAGUGGAGAUGAAUCUUCUGAUGGAAAAAGACUGAGGACAACACAAACAUUUGCCAUGUCUGGAGUUCCAGCUUCUCCACCAAAAUUUGUUUCUCUUGAGGAAAUAAUUAAAGCUGCAAAUGGAAUGAAUAACUUGGUUCUUGCCCACGAAAUUGCAGUAGAUAGAGAUUUCAAAUUAGAAAAACUGAAUCCUCCAGAAAACAGUCUUCGCAAACAAGUUCGAGAUACUAUGCACAAAGCAUUCUGGAAUUUGUUGAAAGAGCAAUUAGAUGAAGAUCCUCCUAAUUAUUCUCAAGCUUUAGUAUUAUUAGAAGAUAUAAAACAGGGACUGCUUUCGGUGCUACUUCCUCAGCACACAAAGAUGAAACAGAAUGUUUUAGAAAUACUUGAUUCUAAACUUAUUGAACAGCAGGUUGAGGCAGGAACAUUAAAUUUUAAGGAAUAUGCUCAUUACGUUAUAUCACUAAUGGGGAAGAUGUGUGCACCAGCACGAGAUGAAAAGAUCAAAGAACUGACAGAAAUGACUGAUGUUGUGGAAGUUUUUCAGGGAAUUUUGGAGCUACUUGACUUAAUGAGAUUGGAUAUGGUAAAUUUUACAAUUCAGCUCAUUCGGCCAGGCAUUAUUGCUUCGAGUAUAGAAUAUGAAAGACAGAAGUUUAAAGAAUUUCUUGCUGUUCAACAAGAUGGACUUGCUAUUACCCGAGUAUGGUUGCUGAAGCAUUUACCUUCCACUGAAGUGGAGGACAGUUCUCCUGAUGGGGUCAAAAAGCUAACAGAAGCUGCUUUAGGAGAGGCGUAUCUUGAAUUGUUGGAAUGGGCUGUUGAUUCACCAUUUCCUGAGACUGUUGUUCUAGACGAAGCAAGAUUUCGUGAGUUAGCUGUACGGGUUUACCACUUAACAAUUAUUGGUGCUAUAUUGUUAUUGGUGGCAAGUUGUGCUCCAUCUCUUCAAGGUGUAGCCUCUUUCAGAGAGAUUGUUAAGAAGCAUUUACAAACCUUAUUAAGUGAAAUUAAAGCUGAUGAAGAACUUCAAAGAGCAAUUGAUAAUAUAUCUGUUCAGAUUCUUAAGGAUGUUAAUGAUUCUUUAAAAUCCCAUGGAUUUAGAGAGUUGGAUGAGUCCACAACCAAUGUACUUCUAGUUCAAGUGAAGGCUGUGAGUGAAGCUAAUCACAGAAUAAAGGACCUUGUCAGUAAACGCAUUAAGGAAUUUCUUCUCCAAACAAUUAUGUCACCAACUGCUGCUCCUGUGCGGGUCCCACCAGGCCUUUCCACAUUACAAGCUGAGUUGACAUCGAUUACAGGAAAUUUCCUACGAUUAGUAUCUCACAAUAGAUCUGUAUUUAGUGAGUACUAUAUUGAUAUUGUUUCUGCAGCUGUCUCAAAAUAGAUCAGUGAUGUACCCUGCAGUGUAAUGACUUUACACAUGUGAUCAGCAGAAUCAAACUGCUCCAAAUACAAGGAUGUUAAUUAAUUAACAAUGAAAUUUUUCCAUAUGAGAGUUCUUUCCAUAUGAUCAAUGUUAUUGAUUGUGUUGCUUUUGCAAAGGGUCUUAAACACUCCUGUUUUGAGUUGUGUACAUUAUGAUGUUUGGUGUUGUUGUUUUAAACAUGUUUUUUUAUGUUAAAAAUUUAUUAUGUUCUGUUGCUGUGAUUUUUGCAUCUUACAAGAUGUAUGUAAAUUAGAUUCAAUAUUAUUUAAUAUAAAUAAAAUAUGUGCUACUUCUAUAGGGGGGAUUAGCAGUGAAGCAGUUCAAAAUAAUUUUCAGAAUAUUCUGAAAGAAAACUGUUGGCUUCAUGGGCAGGAUUUGUCCAUAUAUCUUUUUUAGGCAAUGUUCAUUUAAUAAUAUUGCCAUGAAAACAAUUACAUGAUUGAUUAUCUUUGGAACAUUUAAUGCUAUUGUUUUAUAUUUAUAAACAGCUCAAAGUGAAACUAAUUGCACUUUCAGCUAAAUGUUCUUAUUUCCAUAUAUUACAUGAAACAAACUGAAAGAUGGGAAUUCAUUUGUGAGAAUGCAUUGAAAGAAACAUCAGCAUUGCAACCUAAAAUAGUUCAUUUUAUUUUUCUUGAUUUUUAUUUGACAUGAAAUUGUCAUCAGUCAUUUAUAUUGAACAUAAAAACAUAAUUUAUGUUUUAAAUGAAAAUGAAUGUCUGUGCCUUGUUACAAGGCAUAACUACUGCCAGAACUCAUUUAGUACUUCCACCAGCUAAUCCACCCUGUGUAUGUUGUGAAAUAUAACUGGUGUUGUUUGUUGUUGUUUUUUUGCAUUGUAAUUGGUUUAUACUUAAAGAAAGCCAAAUCAUAAAUAUUUUAUGUUAUUCAUAAUUAUACUUGUAAUUGAAAAUGUUUUAUGUGCCUGUGAUUUUUUUUUUCUUGUAAAUAGCGCUACAUUAGGAACAUCUCUUUAAGAAUGUGUAUUAGUUUCAUGAAGCCUGAUCAAAUAAUUGGACAUUCUUCAGUCUACAUGUGGAACUAUUUAUUGACAAGGUAGCACUGGGGAAAUGAAGGAAGAAUUGGGUAAUGUUCUUGAAAAUGUUUUGCAUUUUUUCAAAUGAUUUAAACAAAUAUUUAAAUUUAAAAAUUACAGGACAUGAACAAAAUGAAAUGGUAAGCAUAAUUACAAUUGAUUCUAAGAUUUUUGCUACAGAUUUAGGGCAAAAUUUGUAAUUAUGCCAUUAAAAAUAUCGACCUCUUUGCUUAUUUUAUGGACUGGACCUCCAUUAUUACCAUUAUUUCGUCAACAGUAAAACAUGUUUCAUUUGUUAAUUAUGAUCAUUGAUCUUUUGCUCGCAUCCCUUCAUUCAAUUCUUAGUUAUGGGCAUAGUGGCUUUGGGUCUUAUAACUGUCAAGAUAUUGAAUUUGUUGAGGACGACCUCGUCUGUAAGAAUUCUUAAUGACUCUAACACGAAUAUUUUUCAUGGCGUCAUAUCUUCCUGGCUGGUCUAUCAGCAACUCAUUACAAUAUCUCAUGUACUUUUCAGAAUCAUUUUAUUAAAUACUGUAGAUUAAUAAGAACGGAAUAGUUGUAGUCAUUCUGAAUGAAAAUAUAUUACAAGGUAUUAAACCUAAGGCCAAGAUCAGAUUAUUUGCUCUUCUCUUUUGGACUUGCUCGUCAAACUGAUAAUUAAUGAUAGAGGUUCAUGACUGAUUUUGGUAGGCUUCUGGUUUCCUUGCCUCUCAUUCAACCAUUUUUUAUGAUCUUUUGCUAUAAUAGAUAAAAUUAUCAAGGUUUACCUGUUAACAAACUUGUUUUACUGCAAGGUUUCUUAAUUGAGCUCCUCAAAUAUGUAUAAUAAUUUUUGUCAAAUGUCAUAAUUGUGGAAGGACAUGCAUUGAAACAUGAAGAAUUCUCAGUGGAAGGCUCUUUAACUUACGCUAUUACCAAGGGUACCUAUAAAACCAUCUGAUUCCCUUUACAUAGUUUCCUAGAAAAACUACAUAGUUCUAAUUUUUGUAACAUAUGAUGGCACUAAUGUGUGGUGUUCACGUUUUUCAUAAACUUACUAUGAUAAAUAUGUAGACUGAAGCAACAAAGAAGAUUGAAUCUUAAAUUUAAUUUUUUAUUCACCCUUUGAAUUGGGUUUGUACUGCUGAAAAACAAUGAAAAUGUAGUGGAU